AAGGUGUUUUGAAUGGUGUACAGGUAAAAUCGCACUUGCUUUGCAUGCUUUUUCCCAACUUCAGGCAGCCUAACGUUGGCUUUAUGCUCAGUUUUUGAUUUUUCUCGAUAAUAGUCAAUAAAUGGAUACUUCAGGAAUGCAUGUUCAGGUACUGAUCAUGACUCGGCACAGACUGUUACAUGUAACUACAUUUGUGUAAGAUGGCAGAUCUUGUUCAGCAUCAGGAAACCAAUGUAUUAGAUCAGCAAUAUGAAUUUGGGGGCAUGAUCACAAGCAUAUUCCAAAGCAGUGAACAGGCAUCUGAAGAAGGACUAAUUGACUGUUUACAGGACGCAUUGCAAGACAUUAUAUCACAAGAAUCAGAAGAAUAUACAAUUGCUAAAAAGACUCUAGAAAAGGACAGAAGUGAAGUUGUUGAUUUGAAGAGCUUAGAACCAUAUGGAAGUGAUUUUGGUCCUUCACUUGAUGAAACUGUAGAUGAAAUCCUGACAGAUAGCAACAGUAUAAGGAAAUGUCCCCAAGAAGUACAUGUCAACAUUGAAAUAGGUGAAGAGAAUAAUUUUCAACAAGAAGAAAGUAUUCCAACUGUGUCAGAUUUUAUACUUUCUGUAAACAAUUCUGCAAGUAGAAAUGUUUUUCAGGAUUCUGAAAGUGGUACAUGUACUGACAAAACUACAACUUCGGAUCUACCUUAUCACCUGAGAGUUGUUUCUGAGAAUUCUGAGAAGUCUGAGAAUCUUAUCAUAAAGAAAACACAUAAUGAUUCCAACAGUGAAGACUUGGACCAAACAUCUGAACAUUACAGAAUAACAAAAUCAGUUAGUCAAACAGGGGUAAGGUUCAAGUCAUCUAGUGAUGUUAGGGACACUGAAUUGGGUAUCAUUGGAAAGAAUAUAAAUUAUUCUGCCAAUACCAAUUAUUCUGCCAAUGGACAAGAUAGCGCUUCUAAACAAGAGGAGGAAAAAAAGACCAAUAAUGGCAAAAUGGAAGCUGCUGGAGUCAAUGACUCUGACCCACCAGGUAAUGACGAUGAUACUGCAGCGAAUCCCAAACCAAUUAUCACUAAAGAACAAGGUACUAGGAAGGAUCGAGAUGUUACUGACCAACACAAUACACCAGGAGAAAAUGUUGGAGAGAAGUUGAAUACAAAAGAAAAGGACCCGUCACAGAAUGAAGGAGAAAGCUGUUAUCAAACUACAGGAGAUUCUGGCAAUCCCAGGAAAGAUGAGGGAAAAGAUAUGGAUGAAGUUGAAAAUGUCAUUUUAAUUGAAGAUCCCAAAAGAAAGGAACACAAAUUUGAAGAAAAUGAUCAAGAGAUUGGAAAUCCACAGGAGGAAAGAAAACAUAAACAUGAUUUAGAUCUAAACACAGAAAGUGAACAUUCUGUAAAGAAUGGUAGAGAGAGACAGACAGUACUAAAGGACAACAAGGAUUCACCUGACAUGCCUGGAGCAAAUGAUAGCAUUCAUUUUGCCGAAGAUUCUACAAGUGAGGAGUCUGUGGAAAAGCUGUCUCUGAAAGACUUGGCCUUUGGAAAUGAGGGAUACAAACAUUUUAAAUUGUAUGCAAAGAUAGAUAAGAAUAUUCGGGUUGACGAACUAGUUGAGGCCAAGGAAGCAUUAAAGAUGAACUACGACUGGAGGAUUCGACAAAUUGAUGAAAUAAUUGAUGUGGCAAAAGCCUACUACAAGAACCCAAAGAACAGCAAGGCAGUGACCGAGUGGCAUGAGCUGAAGAAAACUGUUUCUGUGGACAAGAGAAGUGCAGUCAAGAGUAAUACAGACAUCAAGUUUCAUCUGGCCUCUCUGCAUGAGCAUAGGACGAUUUUCACAUACAUCCUCAUUGUAAUGCAGCUGGUGUCGGUGGUUGUGACAUGCAUACUCGGGAAGCUGACCUUUAUAGGGCUGGAGCCUAAGUUAGAGCUAAUGGCAGGAAUGAAGACCUUUAUUGGCACAGAGAUGGUCCAUAAAUGGAUCCCUCCGAAUGUGUGGAUAGGACCUUCAGAACGAUACCUAAUCAGUAUUGGAGCUCUGUAUGCCCCAUGCAUGAGAGAAGACUUUGGAAUCCAGAUAGACUAUAGUAAAGAGGGAUACAGUAAAACCAGUACACUUGGCUGUUGUGAGGUGGCAGGCAGAAAUGUAGCGGGAACCACAACUCUAGCAGAGUGUGUUAAUAGCACUAAUGGCAUUGGAGUAUGGAGAGAAGGUGUUUUAUGUAGCGAGCGACCAUCAGGACAGAACUCUGUGGGCCAUGUGUUGAAGCCUUGUUGUACAGGACUCCGAGGACAGUGUCAGCUGUUGUCACAUGAACACUGCCAGUUUCUGGAGGGCAGCUUUCAUGUCAAUGGACCAGAGCACUGUAGCCAGGUAAAUUGUCUGAGUUCAGUGUGUGGGAUGGGAGGGUUAGAGGCAGACCCUAUACAACCAUGGCUCCCUAGGGACCCUAUCCAAUGGUGGAGACUACCCCUGUCCCUAGUCUAUCACCAUGGAGUGAUUCAUGCUGUCCUCGUGAGCCUUGCCCAGGUGCUACUGUUCAGGAAGAUUGAGAGGACCCUUGGUUGGCUUCGACUCACCAUUGUCUAUCUUAUGACAGGAUUAGGGGGCCUGCUGACUGCUGCUGUCUUUAAUCCCUAUGUGCCACAUGUAGGUGGCACAGCCACAGUGUUUGGGAUGGCUGGUUUAAUCACAGUAGAACUGAUACACUACUGGCACAUUGUCAAAAAACCUGCUGUGGAGCUGACAAAGAUUUGCGGACUUUUAGUGGUCUUCUUGAUGCUUGGUACCCUUCCUUAUAUUGACAAUUAUAGCAUUGUGUCUGGAUUCCUCUUGGGUGUCAUAUGCUCCGUCUUGUUCCUGCCUUUCUUGUCCUUCAGGCAGCAGCAGAAGCACUGUCGCAUUGUCCUUCUGUGUGUUGGUGGACCCUUAAUAUUUCUGGUGUAUUUUGUCUUGCUUUAUGUUUUUUAUAAGGUACAAACUUUUGAAGAAUGUUCUGGAUGUAAAUUGUUUAAUUGUGUGCCAUACACAGAAACAAUGUGUGACCCCUCAUUGUGGACGCAAGAAUAAGAAAGUGGUAUCAUAUAUAUAUAUAUAUAAAUGAUGUAUUGUACAUUAAAACAAGUUUAUAAUAAAUAUUCAUGGUGUGGUGAAGUUUUGCAUUUAAUAAAGUUAUUAAAGUUAAUUUAU
Messenger RNA from Mizuhopecten yessoensis (Yesso scallop), 3182 nucleotides. Its product is annotated as inactive rhomboid protein 2-like. Gene Ontology annotation, biological process: regulation of protein secretion; regulation of epidermal growth factor receptor signaling pathway. The coding region runs from base 201 to 3062 and encodes 953 amino acids. The record is from RefSeq and is a predicted model, not a curated record. Gene Ontology annotation, molecular function: serine-type endopeptidase activity. The transcript has 11 exons. Gene Ontology annotation, cellular component: endoplasmic reticulum membrane. NCBI's taxonomy places the organism in Eukaryota, Metazoa, Mollusca, Bivalvia, Pectinida, Pectinidae.